AUGAGGAGCCUGUGUAGCAAGGCUCACGGCCUCUGUCCUGCUGCAGUCUUGGGGGCUGAUGCUGCGGAUGCUGCUGUUCCUGCUGCGACAGCAGCUCUGCCCUCUACACUCUCUGUCCUACUGGGCACAUACAACUGGAAGAAAACAAUUUUGAAAUGGCAUGCAUGUCGUCUAACAGGCUACCUAGAGAGCCGCCUAAGCUGCGGAACAACAAACCCCACCCCGGACCGCCUAGUUGGGGCUGCUACCGUUCCUGCGGAGGCAGCGGGGUCGGCGGCGGCGGCUAAUGCUGCUUCGUGUAGCAAGUUGCUUUGUCUGCUUGAAGACAACAUAUCUGAGUCCUUAUUGAAGGGCAGGUGCCGCAGAGGGGUGGGCGGCGGCUGUCCGGCCUUCUGUCCUUCCUGGAGCUCUCGACCGCCGCAAAGAGCAGCAGCAGACGUCUUCGCAGCAGCAGCAGUUGCUGCUGCUGCAGUAAGGCCCUUCAUGCCUCAUAAUCCAUUGGGGGUCACAGGGCCCCCCCCCGCCGUUUCGUGUGAAGGCGCCCCUGGGAAGGCAAGAGCGAAUCCAGAGUUGUGUGUUCCGGCAGUCGAAGCGUCUAUACAAGCAGCCGUAGUAACAACAACAGAAAUAGCAGCAACAAAAGCAACAGCCAUUCUGUGGGAGGAUGAGCUCAGCGAUGACAAUGGCCUUUGCUUGAUAGACCUUCAGGGUGAGGCCCUUAUGGCCGUUCAAGACUCACCGGAUGCCGCAGCAAAGUUGGUGCCGCUGCAGGAUUCUCCGGAGACAGCAGGGGAACAGCAGCAGCAGCAGGUUGAGGGCUCCGAAUUAUGGGGCAUAGUGCGGUGGCCGUCUGCUGCUGCCGCUGCUGCUGGCGACAGCGGAUGCUGCUGCUUGCAUGUGGGAGGAGACAGCCUGGAAGGGAAAGUUGGACCUUUUGUCUCUGCUGGAGGUGCAGGGCCCCUGGCAGUGCUGCGGCGUGUGCUGCGGCCGUUGCGGUUAGACGUGUCGGAGUGUACGUACACCUCAGCUGCAGUAGCAGAGACAGAAGCAUGGGAGUUUCAAGGAGUUGUCGAGAAGACUGUAUCCUUCUGCGACCCACCAGUGCUGAACCCUUUUAAGGAAGUCUUCGUUGCUCAGGCAGCAGGCACCGGUCCGCAGCCGCAGCAGCAGCACGGUGCAGUGGCAGGACCUGCUGCUGCUGCUUCUAUGGCCGAAGCAGCAGCACCAGAUGCACCCAACAGCGACGCGGUGUGGCUCAUUGCUGCCUCACCACUGCUGCAGCAGAUGCAAGGUUCGUGGCAGUUGCUGCACCUCGACCGUGUGCUGCGCGACGAGCUGCAGAAGCAACAGCGGCAGCAGCGGCUACUGCUAGUAAAGGGGCGGCCUGCUGCACUACCCCCCUCUCCAACUGCUGCUCAGAUGCGUGCAGAGAGCGAAGCCAUCAUUUGCUGCCGCAGCAGUACCUUCCGGCUGUCGCAGAACACCAUAGACGGCGAGGUGCUGGUUUGCUACAGGAGCGCUCCAGGAGCAACAGCUGCAGCAGUACCAACGGACGACGAAGUCAUCGUAGUAGACGAUGACAACGGCAAUAGCAACAAAAACAAGAGCACCAACAACGGAAGAAGCAACAGCAGCAGGGGAGGCAGCCACGGGGUUGCAAUUAUGGGCGUCUGCAGGUCGGUGCUGCAGCUGCAGAAGUCACGUGGACGGUUCCACCAGGUGCAGCAGCUGCUGCAACUGCCGGUGCAGCAGCUGCUAUCUGUGCACACGGACGCAAUACCAGCAGCAGCUGCCGCUGCAGGCCGCACGGUGCUGCCGUCUGCUUUGCUACUGCAGCAGGUGCAGGCCUCUCCUGAAGAGAUCGCAGCAGUCCUCCUUGGUGAUGCUGGCCUGGCGUUUGAAGACACUUGCAGCUCACAAGCAGCAACAACAGCGCCUGCAGCGGCUGUGGAGCAGAAGCAGUUACAGGAGGGAAACCUCCGGCAGCAACGCUUGGCUCAGCUGAUGCAGGAGCUCCCCCCCAUGUGGGGAGCGCUCCCUUCGCCCGCAUCAGAUGUUAUUCUCUUCGAUCCGGACUUAGGCGGGUAUUUCGCAGUCUCUCCUGCUGUGCUGCGCAAAUGGGUGCUCCGCAUAGCAGAUUGUCUCGCCCUAAGCAGGAGCGGCAGCAGCGGUGUCUACGGUAGCGAGUGGCGUAGCGUUGGCUGGGCGUUGGAUGCAAUCGAGGAGUCCGUGCAGCAGAUUGGCCAUGUCGUUCCGGGGCUGCGGAUACAUCCUGAACGAGCAGGAGGACCCGCAGCAGACGUAACCGCAAAAGGCGGCGAGAAGUGCCCUCGACUGACUGCAGGUUUGCUGCUGCAGCUGCUGCGGCAUUUCUGUGACGUGCGGAUUCCCCAGCUCUGCUGUAGCAGUCAUCCGACGGCCUUGGGGGACAGCUGCCCCCCUCUUCCGACGGAGGCAGGUGCUGCAGCAGGAACGACAGCAACAGCAGCACAUGUGGUUGAGGACCUGGUGGAUCUCGUGUGCAGCCUAGAACGGGUCCUGAGUGAUCCAGAAGCAGCGCGGAAAGCUGAGGUGGCAGUGAACCUGCUGAAGUUACGUGCCUUGCUGGCAGCAGAGACCGCAGCAAGCGUGGGGCUACAGUUGCAGUUGCAAUUCGGUGUACUGUUUCCGUUAUCUGCUGCAGUGUCUGCAGCCGACAUCAAGAAGUUUUGCAUCGCCUUGGGGAAACGGUGGGAGCAGCUACCCUGCAGGGUAUUGCACUGGGGAAAGUCACAUAUGGAGGCACGCGUAGCAGCACUGAAAACUGCAGCUGCUGCUGUUGUCACUACUCAAGGCCAACAACAGCAGCUGAAACAGCAGGAAGCGGUGCAUGAAUUGUUAGUGGCAGCAUCCGACCAUAUCCCGCUGCUGGCUGCGUGGUUUCACAUGGAGCAGCUGCAGGGAAAGGUAGACCAGUAUCUCUCUGCAACCCAGCUGCUUCGCUGCUGCUCCUACGGCUUCCCCGAUCUACGCACCGAUUUCAGUCAACAGCAAGCGCCUCCCAGGUGUCUCCUCUACCCUAACCGCCAGCCGGAGGGAGCCGUUGCUGGCCUCGAAGCAGCAGCAGCAACCGCUCGCCUGUUUCAAGCUGCAGCAGCUGCAGCAGCCCACGGCAGGAGUGGCAGCAGCAUCCGGGAAUUUGCUGCUCUGUUGCCAGAUGCAGACGAUCAGAAUGCCUUCUUGCAGGGUAUGCUGCUGUCUCCUCUGCGAUGCUCGUUCGUUGCUGUUGAAGGUCAGCUGCUGCAGCUACCUGCAGCAGCGCUGCCCCUAACCCCGAGGGAGCGCCUCGUUGCUGCAUACGCUGUGAAGUCCGUGUGGAGAGAAGAAGAGCUGGAGCUGCUGCUGCGUCCUUGCCUAUUCAUCAGCGGACACGACCAGGAUUUAGCUGUAAAAUUGGGCGCUCCGCCGGCGAGCUACUGCUUCGUCUUUCAGACGGAGUUGUCUGCAGUAACGAAAGAACAGGUCACUUCGUUCAAAGCCAGAAACGUCCCACUCCCCUACUGGGAACUUGACUGA
Messenger RNA from Eimeria maxima, 3555 nucleotides. RefSeq lists its product as hypothetical. The record is from RefSeq and is a predicted model, not a curated record. The transcript has 3 exons. NCBI's taxonomy places the organism in Eukaryota, Apicomplexa, Conoidasida, Eucoccidiorida, Eimeriidae. The coding region runs from base 1 to 3555 and encodes 1184 amino acids.